Molecule: messenger RNA, 4654 nt
Organism: Salvelinus sp. IW2-2015
Lineage: Eukaryota; Metazoa; Chordata; Actinopteri; Salmoniformes; Salmonidae
Product: VPS10 domain-containing receptor SorCS3-like
Cellular component (GO): membrane
Molecular function (GO): protein binding
Source: RefSeq, a predicted model, not a curated record
ACAGCAGGACAGGCCAGCUAUUAUGUGUCCUACCAGAGGGAUCCAUUCCUCAAAAUCAAACUGCCCAAAUAUUCUCUGCCUAAGGACCUCCACAUCGUCAGCACAGARGAGCACCAGGUCUUCGCGGCAGUACAGGAGUGGAACCAGAAUGACACGUACAACCUGUACCUCUCCGACACCCGGGGCAUCCUCUUCACCCUGGCCAUGGAGAACGUCAAGACCACCCGCGGCCUGGGGGGCAACCAGAUGUUGGACCUGUAUGAGGUAGCAGGUAUCAAAGGCAUGCUAAUCGCAAACAGGAGACUAGACAACCAGGUGAAGACCUACAUCACCUACAACAAGGGCCGUGAUUGGAGGUUACUGCAGGCCCCGGCGACAGACCUGGCUGGCAAUGACAUCCACUGUAUACUGCCCUUCUGUUCGCUCCAUCUCCAACUGCAGACGUCUGAAAACCCCUACCUGUCAGGCAGCAUAUCAACCAAGGCCUCAGCACCGGGAAUCAUAGUGGCCACAGGGAAUAUUGGGUCUGAGCUGUCAUACAAUAACGUUGGAAUGUUCAUCUCGUCUGAUGCUGGUAACAACUGGAGACAGAUAUUCGAGGAGGAACACAAUGUCUGGUUUCUGGAUAAAGGAGGGGCCCUUGUCGCUGUGAAACAACCAACCGUCCCCACUAGGCAUUUACAAAUCAGUUUUGAUGAAGGGCGUCAGUGGACCAGACACAGCUUCUCCUUGGUGCCUCUGUUUGUGGACGGGAUGCUGGUGGAGGCCGGGACAGAGAACCAGAUCAUGACGUUUUUUGGACAUUUCAGCCAUAGGUCUGAGUGGCAGCUUAUCAAGAUAGACUACAAGUCCAUCUUCAACAGGAAAUGUACAGAAGGAGACUAUCAGACGUGGCACCUUCACAACAAGGGCGAGCCGUGUGUGAUGGGCCAGAAACAGAUCUAUAUGAAACGCACCAGGAACUAUUGCAUGCUGGGAAAAGACUACGCCAAAGUCCUCUCUGCUGAAUCGUGUAUCUGUCGGGCCCACGACUUUGAAUGUGAUUAUGGCUAUGAACGGCGUAGGGAAGGGAACUGUCUACCAGCGUUCUGGUUCAACCCAGCUGUUGUAUCAAGGAGCUGCAGCCAAGGACAGAAGUACCUCAACAGCACAGGGUACCGAAAAGUGGUGUCCAACAACUGCAUCAAGGGAGUCAAGGACAUGUACACACCCAGGAAGCAGAUGUGUCCCAACCAGGCUCCAAAAGGCCUUUCUCUCUCCACCAGAGAGGGCAAGCUUACCGCCGACCUGCACACCAACGUCACCUUCCUUGUGCAUCUGGAUGAGGGGGACUCAAUGAGAACCAACAUCCAACUGGAUUUCGGAGAUGGCACGGCAGUCUCCUACUCCAACCUGAGCUGGAUCGAAGAGGGUAUCAGACAUGUUUACAAGACGGCUGGGAUAUUCCGUGUCUCGGCCUUGGCGGAGAACACCCUGGGAUUUGACACUACCACCUUGUACCUCCAUGUUACGUGUCCUGUGGAACAUGUCCAGUUGCUGYCUCCYUUUGUGGCCAUCAAGAACAAGGAAGUAAACCUAACAGCAGUGGUYUGGCACAUCCACUCCAGGAACGUUACCUACUUCUGGUGGCUGGGGAACAGCAGUGAACCGCUGAUCAGCUUAGACGGGAGCAUCUCGUACACCUUCACCAGCGAGGGAAUGAACACUGUUACGGUCCAAGUGUUUUCAGCCAACACCAUACUGCAAGACACCAAGACCAUAGCAGUCCAAGAGUUCUUCAAAUCUCUGCUUUUAUCUUUCUCCCCUAAUCUGGACGAGUACAACCCUGACGUCCCCGAGUGGAGACAUGAUGUGGGGAGAGUCAUUAAGAAGGCUCUGCUCCAAGUGUCAGACUUUCCAGAGGAUCAGCUGUUGGUUGCAGUGUUUCCAGGUGUGCCAACGGCCGCUGAGCUCUUCCUGUUACCACACAAGAACCAAUCAGAGGGCAGGAAAAAGAGCGAGGAGGAGCUAGAGCAGAUCUCUGAGAUACUUGCCAGCGCUCUGAACCAGAAUCUGGUGGAGUUUGAAUUAAAGCCAGGAGCAAGAGUAAUCGUUUACAUCACACAGCUAACUUUGGCACCCUUGGUGGAUUCCAGCCCGAGACACAGCAGUUCAGCKAUGCUGAUGCUCCUAUCAGUAGUAUUCCUGGGUUUAGCAGUGUUUCUCAUCUACAAAUUCAAGAGAAAAAUCCCCUGGAUUAACAUAUACGCGGAGGUGAACCAGGAGAAAGAGCAGGAGAUGAUCGGUUCGGUCAGCCAGAGCGACAGCACGCCUAAGAUCACCCUCAGUGAGUUCUCUACGGCCAAAGAAGUCAUGGAGAAGGAGAUGGACGCCAGAGUUAAACGGCGAAUUGGAAAUGCCUGCGAGAGCACGAGGGAGAUUCCAAACUGUACUAGCGUGUAAAGCCGAGGAAGGAAUGCAACAAAUGUGUACAGACAAAGUAUUGCCAUUUUGAGGGUUCUCUCUUUUUUGUUUUCUUUUGUAAUUUCUCAAACACAACCCCAAUGUUAAUAGUUUUCUAAGGGCCUGAUUUAUACUGAUGUGCAUGGGUGUCUUGCUUGAUAGCAUCUAUGCGGCGAAUCUGAAAUCCACUCAACGAGACAAGUUUCAAUUACAUGUAUGAGCUUCUUAGGCCUACUGUUACACAAUUUGGAUUACAGAGAAACGUUACAUUUUCAGCCCMWAAUUGUCUUAUUUCAUGGACUUUUAUCAAAGCCUUUAUCGAAACCUACGAAGAGAGUUAUGUACAUUUCUUAAUGUUUUACUUUUCAUGAGGUAUAAGAGUUUUUGUCUGUAUGGGCCAUCAUGUCUAGGUCUCCGAUCUAACGGAAUAUUAAUGAAAACUUACCAUAUUAUCUUUAGAUAUCAGUUAUCGCUCUGUAUAUACUAUAUGUAUGUURACUUUUCACACGCUUCAAGUAAAAGUACAAUGCCGAACACAGGAGAUCUAGUCAUGGCCUGUUAUCAGUUCUUAAAAGUGUGUUAAAAAGCAAGAUGUUACUUAUAGAAAGAGUCCAACUUUGUUUUUAAUGAGGUCCUUGACUUGUGCAUGUUAUUAUUAAGGACGAGAUGUAUGUGUUGUAGAUAAGCAAGUGUUGUAAAUAGUUAUUUUCUAUUAAUUAAAAGAGCUCAGUCARUUUUAKAUACAGUAUAUAUACAGACUCGCAUAUUCUUCAUUUAGUUAAUUUAUGGCUAUACAAUGUAUCUGUCUUGUACAAAGGGUUUAACUGUUAAGAUGGGCAUCAUUUUCUAAAUAUCAAACCAGGUUWACACAACGCCAKCCCUGCUUGAAAUGAAAUAAAACACAUCAUUGGUGGUAAUUUUUACCUGCAUCUCAACMGUUAAACUCCUUGUAACAGACMACARUWGCCAUAAACAUCAUGGGAAUAUUUCUAAUGUUUGCCCUUUGAAUGUAACGAGAAAAGUGGAAUCAACCAUUUUUGAUCCGUGGAUGAAAUUUGUGUCUGAAUCAUCAAGAUGAUCCCACAUUGUUGUAGAUGUCAAUUGUUAUUACUGAUGAGUAUACUGUACAAGGCCCAUCAGCGUGUCAAGGACAAGUAUCUUGGGGGUAUUUUGCAGUGAUAUAGUGUAACAAGUCCUUUGCUGGCAUCUAUUCAUAGAGUGCUCUAUCUCUGUAAAGCAUAUCAACUCUCAUAGAGUUUCAUGGUAAUCUCCUCAAAUAUUAUCUCUCAAACAAUAUCUCCAUACAAGAAGGGAACAAAACAUCUUUGUGUUGACUUUCCACUUAUCUGAUAAGGUAUCUAGAGAAAAAACUACACAAGUCCCUGAUUUUAAACCACCAUCCCAUCCAUUUGAGUCUCAUCAAAUUAUUCCACUAUCAACACAUUUCAUCAGCUUCAUUUAGAAGUUAGAAACGAACUGUUGWSUCAAGUUCUACCACUUGAAUUCCCUAGUGUAGUGAAAUACACACAACAGUGUGCAUGCUAMCUAGUAGCUAGUUUCCUCCACUACACUGCUGUGCAAUGCAGUCCUCCGAAAGCUGUCAUCAMCAYGAMUAGGAGCAGGAGCUCCAGUCAGCCAGUCAGCGGCUUGAAGGCACGGACAGGUCCCCUGGCAGCAGGUGUAGCCAGUCUGGCGGUAAGCGGAGAUGGAUGGAUGGUUAAGCACCGAAUGCACCAUGCCGAGCUAUCCCACAAUGCCGUGCCUAGAUUCGGCACAUGACGACACAAAAGGAGAGUGAGAGGCGGGAAUGUUUAGAGAAUGUUGCAGAAGGAAAGWMUUUUCCAUGAUCGUGUACAGAAGUGUGUUCAGUAGUAGAGGAAAGAGGUGGAGCUUCUGUAUCUGUAGUCCCUUGUUACAUUGUAACGAGAGUGGAGUUACAUGUUAAUAGGAGUGUUAUAGCAGUUGUCAAAGCAAGUUGUUGCAGUAGCAACAAUCUAACGUUGUUAUGAUGCAUGAAACUCCAUCCACAGAGGCAUUCUUCCUGACAUGACAGAACAAAGCAACACUUUGUUUUGUUGAACGAUAAUUGCAUCAUUCUCACUCAUCUGACUGUCCUUAUUUUGUUUGUUGUUGACAACUCAUUCUGAUGUUCUCAAUGUCACGCCGGCUUUGUUCAAAUAAACAAGAUUAACGUAGUGACAGAUAACGGGAA